Prosopis cineraria is the source of this 994-nucleotide messenger RNA. RefSeq lists its product as uncharacterized. Lineage: Eukaryota; Viridiplantae; Streptophyta; Magnoliopsida; Fabales; Fabaceae. The record is from RefSeq and is a predicted model, not a curated record. The transcript has 3 exons. The coding region runs from base 307 to 771 and encodes 154 amino acids.
UUCUUUUUUUUUUUUUUUGGGACAAAACUUACUUUUCAAUUGAGAAAUUAUUCUGCUUUGUGAGAGAUCGAUGCCAUCGACGGCAUCUCUUCUCCGGCGUCGGCCGAGUGUGAGCGAGCAAUUGCUCUGGUUGUGCGUCUUAGUGUUAGUAGGGGUCAGGUUGUGUGGGUUUGCUGGUGAUGGCGGCGAUCUAUUAAAAUGUAGGAUCGAUGGUUCGGAGGAUGAUUGCAUUUGGCGGAAUCAGAAUAGGACGUCGAUAUUGUCCGGAUUUCAAACGGAGAACUUCAUAUAGGCAAACGAUCUCAGAUGGGUGCCACCGGGAACUAUGAAGAUGUUGGGCGAUUUAAAGCUGGGAAGUAUGAAAUCUAUGGCAGAAAGGGGGUUUUGAACGAUGAGGUGGUGGUGGUGAAAUCAUGCUUCUCACAGGACAUUAAGAAGACGAUGGAAGGGUUAAUGAAGCCAAGGAUUGAGAGCUUAAGGAUGGAGGAUUUGGUUAUGGCUUUCGAGAUGCCAGCGACCCAAUUCAAUACAACUUAUGGAUCCUCCUCAAUGCGGCUGCAGAGAUUUUGUGGUAAGCUUAAUUUGAAUCAAUGGAGGAUGGGUUUUCUUUAUCUGGUCUGGUAUAAAAUGGGAUUUGAUCGAUAUUUUUGGAACCAUCUAUGGAUCUCUGGUAUAGCCUUCACGAAUCAAUCACCCGAAGAGAAGUCUGCGCUGCUGGAGGGCAUUAACCAGAAGUUGGGAUUGAUUUGGAGCUUGAACUUGACAUGCUAAGCUGCCAUUACUUCCUGUUGAUCCGUAUUUACGUUUUUACCUCGAAAAAUUUGUAUGGAUUGGAAAUAUAUGAUCCAUUAAAAUACCAUAAAUUGCUUAUUAGAAAUUACAAUAUAUUGACCAAUGAAUGUGUAGCUCAACUGGUAAUGGGUUGGAUUGUGUUAACUGAUGGUCUAAAAUUCGAGUUUUGGGUAUUCAGUUGUGUUAAAUAUUUGUUGAGAGU